AUGGUUACCCAAAUUGAAUUGCAAAACUGCUUAGAAUGGGCCCAAAAUAACGGGGCCUUCAUCGAUUCGAAAGUAUCUUUCAAAAUUACACAAGAGGCAGGUGUUACUGCCUUUGUGAAUGAAAAUUUCUCUCCUAAACCAGAUCAAGCUUUGAUUAGGGUACCCGAAAGUUUGCUAGUCACUUCCCAGCAAGCCUUAUUAGAAUUUUCCCAAGCCGAUAAUAGAAAGAGAAUUUUGAAUUCUGUCACUCAGUUGUACCUGUCAAAGUUAAAAUUUGGCUCCGAUAAUGUCCAUCUCAAGUCCUUUUAUCAACCAUAUUUAGAUGUACUACCCUUACGUCUUCCACAACCGUAUUUUUGGUCUACCGAUGAAGUCAUGAACUUACAUGGUACAGAUGUGUACUUAACUAUGAGAAAUACUUUAAACGAGCUAUUAAAAGAGUGGAAGGAGUUAUUCCAAGUUUUAUCCAUUGAACAUACUGCGCAAGAUAUGCAGUUUUUAUCCCAAUUCCAUGACGGUGGCGACUCCGCCGUGAUCUCACUGGAACAGUUUUCUGAAUAUAUCAACGCAUGUGAGUUAGAAGCUUUAGAGUGGAACUCAUUUGUAGGAUAUCUCUGGUCAUACUGUAUUUUCAACUCUAGGGCAUUUCCUCGAGUUGUUUUGAAUAAGGCUGAUACAGAUAGCAGUAAUCUGAACGAAGGUUUUUUGUUUCCAAUAGUAGACUUAUUGAACCAUAAAAAUGAUGUGCCGGUGAAAUGGGAGAUGAAUGAAAAUAAUGAGCUCUGUUUCAUGUCGCACUCACCCGUAUUUAACGCUCAAGAGGAAUUGUUUAAUAAUUAUGGUAAUAUCUCUAAUGAAAAAUGUUUGUUGAACUACGGGUUUUGGGAUUCCUCGAAUAAGUAUGAUUUUUCCAGAUUAACUUUGAAACUCCCUUCUACCUUACCUAACAGCUCGCCGAUAGAUUUCAAUAAAUCAGGAAAUUUUAUCAGUGACGAUGGAGACACCACCAUUUUACAGUUUAAUUUGAGGCCUUUAGAAAUGGUGCCCCCCACCCUAAUAGCUUUAUUUGCCCACUUAAGUAAACUGAAAUCCGAGGAAACGCCCACCGUAAGGAGCGUAUUGGAGGGCAUUGAUCAACUAACGUCUGUAGUAUCCCAGAGAUUAUUGUUUUUCAAAAAUUUCAAGGCCAGAACUUCUUCUUCUCAAAAAUUACGUCCUCACGUCAUUAAACUAAUUAAAAUGUACUAUCAAGACAACAAAAAAAUUCUUAAUUCCACAGUUGAAAAACUUUCCGUUUUACAAAAAAAAAUAUUCAAUGCUAACAAAGAGUUUUCCCUAUCAUUCAAGACAAUUUUUAAGAAUGACAAAAUCUUCGCUAAUUCUCUCUUAUUAAUAUUUGGCGCUAUAAAUUACGAAGACUUAAUCACAAAGGAUUGUCUCAAUGAUGCAUUGUUGCUCUGGAUAGUCAAGACCAUCAACGAUAAAAAUAUUAAACAAGACAGUUUUAUUGUACAAGCAUUCAAAGAAGUUAGUGGUUCAAUUGUCAUUGAGAAACAAGAUGUUAUGGAGUAUCUACCAUUCUACAAAAAAUAUUUUCCUAAUUUAUCAGAAAGAAUCCCAGAAAUAUACAACGUCGGCGAUUGGGGGAUAAGACAAUUCAUUGUGGCAGAUACCGUCAUUGACAGAUUAGUUUGGAUCAGAAAAUCAAAUAAAGAACCUAUUUUCUUAAUGAAAAAGGUACACGACAUACAGAUUUGA
Saccharomyces mikatae IFO 1815 is the source of this 1758-nucleotide messenger RNA. RefSeq names its product protein-lysine N-methyltransferase (gene EFM1). Gene Ontology annotation, molecular function: protein binding; protein-lysine N-methyltransferase activity. Bases 1 to 1758 code for a protein of 585 amino acids. Gene Ontology annotation, biological process: peptidyl-lysine dimethylation; peptidyl-lysine monomethylation. The record is from RefSeq and is a predicted model, not a curated record. The transcript has a single exon. NCBI's taxonomy places the organism in Eukaryota, Fungi, Ascomycota, Saccharomycetes, Saccharomycetales, Saccharomycetaceae. Gene Ontology annotation, cellular component: nucleus.